Trichoderma citrinoviride is the source of this 1050-nucleotide messenger RNA. RefSeq names its product DNA glycosylase. The transcript has 2 exons. The record is from RefSeq and is a predicted model, not a curated record. Gene Ontology annotation, molecular function: DNA-(apurinic or apyrimidinic site) endonuclease activity; DNA binding; oxidized pyrimidine nucleobase lesion DNA N-glycosylase activity. Gene Ontology annotation, cellular component: nucleus. Gene Ontology annotation, biological process: nucleotide-excision repair; base-excision repair, AP site formation; base-excision repair. The coding region runs from base 1 to 1050 and encodes 349 amino acids. Lineage: Eukaryota; Fungi; Ascomycota; Sordariomycetes; Hypocreales; Hypocreaceae.
AUGGCUGCGGCCCCCUCGAGGAGCUCAACCCGCCGUGCUGCCGCUGCUCCUGCUCGCGCUCGCAAGCCCGCGCGCAAAGUCGCGGAUCCCGCAACCGGCGAAACGGUCAUCUCGCCGCCGUCCGACUGGGAAGAGAUGUACGACGUGGUGAGGAAGAUGCGCGCCCCCGGCGGCGUGGCUUACGGGGCGGCCGUAGACACCAUGGGCUGCGAACGCCUAGCCGAUCCGAACGCCUCGCCAAAGGACCAGAGGCUGCACUCGCUGAUUGCGCUGAUGCUGUCCAGUCAGACCAAGGACACGGUCACGGCAGUGGUGAUGCGGAGGCUACAGGCGGAACUGCCGGCAUGCAAGCCGGGUGCCCCGGUGGGCUUGAACCUGGACAAUCUGUUGGCGGUGGAUGCGAACCUGCUCAAUCAGAUGAUUUGGGCGGUUGGCUUCCACAAUAAUAAGACCAAGUACAUCAAAAGAGCCGCCGAGAUCCUCCGCGACGAAUGGAACGGCGACAUCCCCGACACCGUGGAGGGCCUCACGUCGCUGCCCGGCGUAGGCCCCAAGAUGGCCUACCUCUGCCUGUCGGUGGCCUGGAACCGCACCGAGGGCAUCGGCGUCGAUGUGCACGUCCACCGCAUCACCAACAUGUGGGGUUGGAACAAGACCAAGAACCCGGAGGAGACGCGCCUGGCCCUGCAGUCAUGGCUGCCGCGGGACCGCUGGCGCGAGAUCAACGGCCUGCUGGUGGGCUUGGGGCAGAGUGUGUGUCUCCCCGUGGGACGGCGGUGCGGCGAGUGCGAUUUGGGGCUGCAGGGGCUUUGCAAGGCGGCGGAGAGGAAGAAGGUGCUCGAGGGGAGGAGAGUCAAGACGGAGGUGGUUAAGGAGGAGGUGUCCAAGGGGGAGGGGGCCGAGGGGAAGACGACGAUCAAGACGAUCAAGGAGGAGACGGUCAAGGUUGAACAGGAAGACCUACCUGGAGUGAGCGGUGGGAGCACAGCGGUCAAGGUUGAAGCCAUCGUCAAGGAGGAAGUGAAAGUCAAGCAAGAGCAGGACGACUAA